Messenger RNA from Jaculus jaculus (lesser Egyptian jerboa), 924 nucleotides. It is a transcript of the gene Olig1, whose product is annotated as oligodendrocyte transcription factor 1. Gene Ontology annotation, molecular function: protein dimerization activity. NCBI's taxonomy places the organism in Eukaryota, Metazoa, Chordata, Mammalia, Rodentia, Dipodidae. The record is from RefSeq and is a predicted model, not a curated record. The transcript has a single exon. The coding region runs from base 103 to 912 and encodes 269 amino acids.
CACCCUCCGCAGAUCCGCAGGGGAGGGCGGCCUGCCGACAGGCCCACCCCGGGGCGUUGCUGAAGGGCGCCCUCGGUCGCCCCCGACCGCUCCCCUCCCCAGAUGUACUAUGCAGUUUCCCAGGCGCGCGUGAACGCGGCCCCCGCGACCAUGCUGCGGCCCCAGAGGCCGGGAGACGUGCAGCUCGGGGCCUCCCUGUACGAGCUGGUGGGCUACCGGCAGCCGUCCUCCUCCUCUUCCUCCUCCUCUACAUCCUCCUCCUCCUCCACGGCAGCAUCCCUUUUCCCCAAGGCUCCCCGGGAGAAGCAAGAGGCACCCGCCGAACCACUGGGAACCGGGCCUGGAUGCGGAGGCGGUGGCGGCGGUGGCGUGGGCACCCGGGCGGACGCCAAAGAGGACCAGCAGCAGCUGCUGCGGCGCAAGAUCAACAGCCGCGAGCGCAAGCGCAUGCAGGACCUGAACUUGGCCAUGGACGCGCUGCGCGAAGUCAUCCUGCCCUACUCGGCGGCGCACUGCCAGGGCGCGCCGGGGCGCAAGCUCUCCAAGAUCGCCACGCUGCUGCUGGCCCGUAACUACAUCCUGCUGCUGGGUAGCUCGCUGCAGGAGCUACGCCGGGCGCUCGGCGAGGGUGCGGGCCCCGCCGCACCGCGCCUGCUGCUGGCCGGCCUGCCCCUGCUGGCAGCCGCGCCGGGCUCCGUGCUGCUGGCACCCGGGGCCGUGGGGCCCCCAGACGCGCUGCGCCCGGCCAAGUACCUGUCGCUGGCGCUGGACGAGCCGCCCUGUGGGCAGUUCGCUCUUCCGGGCGGUGGCGCGGGGGCCCCCAGCCUGUGCACCUGCGCUGUGUGCAAGUUCCCGUAUCUGGUCCCCGCGGGCCUGGGCCUGGCUACAGUGCAGGCUCCGUUCUCUAAGUGAGGGCUGGACCAG